ACCAGUGCACUUUCUUGCCGGGGUGACCUGCCAGCCCUUCAUGCACAAACAUGACACCGCAAUUGGGUUGCUUGGAUGCACCAGUCGCAGAGGAGCCUGAGAACCGACACAGUCCGGCUCUACCUGGUGUACCUGGCCUACUUCAGGAACCACCCCCUCUUCUGCUGGAUGAUUCGACUCCGGAGGGCGUCGAGGUUCACAACGUGUGGGGGAAGGAGAGCGGCGAGAAGAGCUUUCAGGAGCUGGUUGGGCAAUUGGAGACUCUGCAAAGCCAGCUGGUCGAGGCACACGAGCGAGAGCUGCAAGAGGCGUACGAGGCCUCAUGCCACCGAAGCAAGGAGCCGGACACGUCUUCACGGGGCAGCAUCUCCCCGGGGCUGCGGCUGGCACCGCUGGUGACGCGGCUUCUGAGCCACCGAAGAGGCGCCUCCCGGGCCUCCGAGCCUUGCAUUCCCACCAUCGGCGAAGUGCACGCACACGACAUGGGGCUGCCCACGAAGAUGCGGAAGCGCCGGAGCCCAUCCGCGGCGCUGAGCCGCGUGGAGCUGGUGAUGCGUGCAGCCAGGUCCUUUGAGGAGCAAAUCCGCAAGGAGACGGACCUGGAGGAGGUGGACAAGUUUUCCAUCCGCCCGAUGUUCGACCUCAGCGACAACGAGUUGGUGGAGCUGAAGCGGCGGUGCAUCACGAAGCCCAGCUCUGAGCUGCCGCUGCACGAAGACGAGCGCCACGGCACCAAGAGCUCGGUGGAGCUCGCCGCUGCGGAGGACAACGCCUGGAAAUGCAAGAACAUGUUCCCGGUGCAUCCGUCCUCCAGUGCCAGGAUUUUGUGGGACUUCUGUGCCAUGCUCUUCCUCGCCUACGACCUAGUGACGAUUCCGAUGCAGGUCUUUGACGUGCCGAAGAGCACUCUGCUGAGCACCCUGGCGAUGCUUUGCUCUAUCUAUUGGACGCUCGAUAUUGUGGCAUGUAUGUCUACGGCGAUCUACAUCAACGGCAAGCUGGUCAGAGAUCGCUCCAUGAUUCUUCAGCAGUAUGCGCGCACCUGGAUGUCCUUCGACAUCUUCCUGGUGCUCACAGACUGGAUCACCACGGCCAUCGGCAACAGCGCGGCGGAGUCACUUAGCCUGGCCCGGACUUUGAGGAGCGGGCGCGUGGUGCGGAUGCUGCGCUUCGCGCGGCUCUUCCGCGUGAUCAAGCUGAAGCGCCUGGUGGACGAUGUGCGGCACAGGGCGAGCACGGAGUUUGCGAUUUUCGUCAUCAACGUCACUCAGCUCUUCGUAUCCACAGCUUUACUGACCCAUGUCCUUGCCUGCUUGUGGUACAUGCUGGGCAGCACCAGCGACGAGGGCUGGGUGUACACGGAGGGCCUGGCCGGCACUGACUUAGGAACCACCUAUGUCAUGAGCAUGCAAUGGUCGCUCUCGAGGCUGCAUCCGAUCUCCCUCCGGGACAACAUGAAGCUGAAGCUGCCGGAGGAGCGGAUGUUCUCUUUGCUGGCGAGCUUCGGCUCGCUGCUCUUCUCCUCCCUCUUCAUCAGUUAUGUCACCAACACCAUGGCAAGGCUGGCGCGGAUGUGGAAGGAGCGGAGCCUGAAGCUGACAGCUAUCGGUGAAUAUGCCGUGAAUCACCGCAUCAAGACGGCCUUGACGGUGAGGCUGAAGAAGUAUGUGGAACGAGAAGAGGAACGGAAGAGAUUCACCGCGAACCUGGAGGUUUUGCAGACGGCGCUGCCUGCGGAGCUCCUACGUAUCUUGUUUAGCGCUGCAAGGAGCCCAACUUUGAUGCAUCACGGCUUCUUCAUGCAGAUGAAGCGGCAGCACCCGCACGUCAUCGUGGACAUUUGCGUUGAUGCUGUUUCGGAGAUGCACCUCCUGGCCGGGGACACUGUCUUUGAGCCGGGACGGCAGGGCUUCCGCAUGUACUUGUGCGACGCGGGGAAGCUGGCCUACUCCAUGGACAACGACAUGGUGCACGAAGCAGGUACUCUUCACCUGCAUGCGGAGAAGCGGGGAUGUUGCCCACGGUCGCAGGUGACCCCAACAGACUUCCCGGGCAAGGACAUGGUUGAGCUGCCGGUGGGCUGCUUCCUCAGCGAGGCCGCGUUGUGGACUUCCAGUUGGCUACAUGCCGGGCACCUCUCGGCAGUCACAGACUCCCAGGUCUUCGCCAUCAAGGCGGAGGAGUUUGGGCGCUGCAUCCAGCGGGACUCCACGGUGCUCUGUGACGUCGUCAUCUAUGCCCGCUACUUCGUGCAGGAAAUGAAUACCAACUUGGUGAACUCGGAUCUACCGUCCGACCACAUCAAGCGGGAGGGCUCCAAAGACCUGAACCAGGCUCAGAAGUUCUUCAAGAUGCAUCCGGCGCCCUCGAAUUUGUCGUGAGGGCGCGUUGCAACGCACAAGGUGACCAACAAGCUACCGGAGAAUCGCCGGCUGUGUCCCCAAGUGCUCCAUUUGGCAUGGGAAAUUCACUGCACCGCCUCCCAUUAAUUCUGCGACUGCAUCGGCCAAGUCUUUGCCUCAGCCAAUAAAAGACCGGCCAAGCAAGCGCCAA
This is a messenger RNA of Effrenium voratum, 2553 nucleotides long. The record is from the annotation of a GenBank genome assembly. NCBI's taxonomy places the organism in Eukaryota, Dinophyceae, Suessiales, Symbiodiniaceae.